AUGAUCGGCGUCAUUCAGACUCCUUUGGACAAUAAGACAACCCCAAUAAAAGUCCCAGGUCUUGGCGAUAUCCCUGUCCAUGUGCUACUCUCCCACGAUCAAUUCGCAACAGGGACAAAUGAGUGGAAGGGUCAUAUUCUCACGGCCAAGGAACUGGCUAUGCUUGAUCUUAUCAAUACCAUUACCGACCGACCAAACUGGAACCGCGCCAUCUUCGAUCAGCAAAUUAUUGCCCAAUGGCAAGAAGACGCCAUGUCAUCGUCGUCGCUGAUCAAUGAUAAAACAUGGGCCUGGUGCUUGCAAGAAUUGCAAGACAAGGCUCGGCACUUCGACCAGGACGGCCGCUUAGUCGUCUUCAACACGAGCAGCGGUGUCUCUAAAUCUGAUACUGCAAUUUCUCCCGAACUUGGGUCAAAGUUAUCGAAUUCUGUAGACCUAUUGUCUCAUCAAGCUAUCCUGGAAAAGUCCGACUCGGCUGUGGUCAAUCUCGUUGAUUCUUCUCUAUUUCCGCUCGUCUAUGGGAGGACCAAAAUUCUAGUCGGGGGAGGAUCCUGUCGACUGGACGAGAAAGGCUGGCCUUCAUGCAGUACAGAGGACCUGGUCGUUUCGGAAGUCCCGCAACUGGUGACAGAGCGCUCCGACUGGUCUUUGUACGGCGGUCAGUAUAUUUGGUCCUCCAAGUUUCAGUGGCUGCCAUGUGAAGUGCAGUUUACCGGUCCUUCUGGAUCCUCAGAUGUCCAAAUUUCGUCUUACAUCAACAAUCUGCAUCCCGGGAACCGUGAGUGUUACGCCGCGAUCGAAGCCGUGAUCUCCAGCAGCAUUAAGCAAUGGAACGAGAUUAUGGUUCGCAAUAAGUGGAGGAGAGCAAUCGGUUCUUUCCACGGGAAUUGCGUCUACUGUCCUCGGGAGCCCAUACGAAUCCGCACCUUCGGGGUUGAAUGGAAAGCUCAGUUUCCUGAGUGGGCGAAGAAAUUGCCCGAAAAGGAAGACGAAAAUAAAUUGUCGGCAGAGGAAUACGGAGUCAUGUGUUCUCAGGUGGAGGCGUAUCUUGAGGAACCCGAAUCGCAGGAUGCGGUGUGCUGGCCCUGGGUUAGAACCCAACGGAUCCCGGAGGAUUGGAAGUCCCGCUGGGGGUUACUCCGCACAGCUCUGACAAAGUAUGCAAAUACCUUUGUCUUUCAGCACUCGGACCCAGGAACUGCGUAUUCGUACGAGGAUUGGAAAGCAGGAAGGACCGGGAAAGCAAUCGUUGGCCCGGCGCACCAUGACCAUGUUUGCAGUGCGAUUCAUGAGCUAUCUCAGUUUAUGGGCUCAAACCCUUGGUUGCAACCCUAUGAAUGGAUGUAUAGGCCAAAGGGAGAAGACGCUGAUGACCACCGUUUCUACACACUUGCAUUGCAGGAAGAGUUUCGAGAACAGGGUCUCCAGGUUGUCGUUCGGAUUCACAGUAUCGAGCUUGACCCUGGGACGCCAUUCUACCCUGGAGAAGAGUGGCACACCGAGGGAAAUGCAAAUGAACGUAUAGUCGCCAACGCCAUCUACACUCUUGAUUCUACAAACAUGUCUGAACCCCAAAUCGGCUUCCGGCAGAGGUGCUCACUAGGAGGCGAGACCUGGGUCUACGACCGAUUCGGCGCCAUGGAUUCAGAUAACGACGAAAGUGAUAGGGACUCAAAUGACAGUUAUCGAGACUUGCUCUUGGAGCAUGCCCUCUGGGACCUUGAAUACAUAAGUCGGCUUUUCGGAUACGAGGAUAUUCAAUAUAGUCCGGCCUGGCAACAGCUCGGGGAGGUGAAACUGCGUCCGGGUCGCUUGAUCUCCUUCCCCAACGCUUUCCAGCACCGAAUGGGCCCAUUAAAGCUUCAGGACGAGACUAAGCCAGGUCGCUGCCGAUUUCUCACUCUUUCUCUUAUCGAUCCGACCUACCGGCUUUGCUCAACAUGGAAUGUCCCGCCCCAACAGCCCGGUCUGAACCAUAGCAGUGACUCUGAGUCUGCAAAGCAAAUGGAUCUAACGGAGGCCCUUAAGCUUAGAGAUGAACUGCUUAAAGAACAUAUCAAGAAGGAUGAGGGUAUCUUUAAGCUUGCACAGACAAUGUCGUUUUCUGGAUUCUCAUGA
This is a messenger RNA of Penicillium subrubescens, 2118 nucleotides long. Its product is annotated as DUF4246 domain-containing protein. Bases 1 to 2118 code for a protein of 705 amino acids. The transcript has a single exon. Lineage: Eukaryota; Fungi; Ascomycota; Eurotiomycetes; Eurotiales; Aspergillaceae. The record is from RefSeq and is a predicted model, not a curated record.